Molecule: messenger RNA, 1590 nt
Organism: Drosophila innubila
Lineage: Eukaryota; Metazoa; Arthropoda; Insecta; Diptera; Drosophilidae
Product: transmembrane protein 19
Exons: 2
Coding region: 80-1090 (336 amino acids)
Cellular component (GO): membrane
Source: RefSeq, a predicted model, not a curated record
UCUGACAAACUUGUCACUUUUUUGUUUACAUUUUUGAACAGAAAUUCAUUUUUAUUUGGAAAAUAAAUAAAAAUAAGCAAUGGCUAGCGGCGACUGGAUGCCCUUGUUGUUCUGUGGCCUCUCGAUUCCCAUCUCACUCUUCAUGUGGCUGGGCAAUGUGGCAUUCUCGAAAUUCUGGAGCAGCGACUAUGAAGUUACAUUUAUAGAACCUGCUGUCAUUCCUCCCACCCGUUGGCUGUUCUCGACGCUGGCGCCGCUGACGCUGAUGACGGUGGCAUUGAGUCGCCGGUCCGUCAGCAAAUCUGGAGCCGCCUUGGGCGUACUUGUGGCCUUCACGUUGUCCAUAGCAAGUCAUCCGUUCUUUGGCAGUCUGGUGGUGUUCUUCUUCAGUUCAUCGCGUGCAACCAAGUUCCGAGCGCAAUUGAAGCGCAAGUUCGAGCACGACUUCAAGGAGGGUGAAGGACAGCGCAAUUGGGUGCAGGUGCUCUGCAAUGGUGGCAUGGCGACACAGCUGGCGCUGCUCUACCUGAUCGACUGUGGCAGCGGGGAGCGGGCCAUUGACUUUGCCAAGGAGUAUCGUUCCAGCUGGCUGGGAAUUGCGGUAAUGAGCUCGUUUGCCUGCUGCAAUGGAGACACCUGGAGCAGUGAAUUGGGCAGUGUGCUUUCCAAAAGCGAUCCCAUCUCCAUCAUCAGCUGGCGACGAGUGCCACGUGGCACGAAUGGCGGUAUCUCACUGGUUGGCACUGUUGUCAGCCUGUUGGGAGGAUUGCUGGUUGGCUUUGGUUACUUUGUAACCGUGCGUUAUACUGUGGAUGCCAAAAUGCUGCUGGUCAGUCCGCCACAGUGGCCCAUCAUAUUGUUUGGUGGCUUAGCCGGACUCUUUGGCUCUCUGCUGGACUCGGUGCUGGGCGGACUGCUGCAGUUCUCGGGCAUCAAUGCACAGGGAAAGAUAGUCGAUGCACCUGGCAAGGGAAUACGUCAUGUUAGUGGACUGCGCAUCCUGGACAACCACAGCGUUAACCUCAUCUCCAGCAUUGUCAUGGGUGUCACCAUGCCACUGUUGGCUCUCAAGUUUUGGCCAGUGCGCUAAGAGCGUCACAGCCAUCCAGUUAUCAACCGAUCAACCGAUUGUAAAGCUCUCCUAAAUCCUUUUGGUUAUACACGUACAUAAGAGCACAUAUUUUUGUAAUGCUUUCCAGCUCUAAGCGAACAGAUGGACUUUUAUGUAUCCAAUGCAACCGAUAGACUCGCAACACAACGAUUUAGAUAAUUGCACCGAUUAUACUAAUUACUCAUACUAGAUUAAGUGACGUCACAUUCUAAGCAAUUAUAUUUUGUGUAACUAACUUUUUACACUUCUUUACUACUUAGAAUCAAAUAAGUUGAGCUGAUGUCCAUAUCUGUCUCUAUCUCCACUAAUUCCUUAUAUUUGUGGCAAUUUUAAAAAACGAAUACGAGUAACUUUCCUAUUUCAUGUUAUACUUCAUGUUAUACUUCCUAUUUCAUGUUAUACUUCAAGUACAUACAUGCGCUCGAAAAUGUAGGAUAAAUAUUUUGAAUAAAUGUUUCAUUUUAGCAAGUUUCUAUUAA